Messenger RNA from Mobula hypostoma (lesser devil ray), 6497 nucleotides. RefSeq lists its product as uncharacterized. Gene Ontology annotation, molecular function: protein binding; ubiquitin protein ligase activity; zinc ion binding. The record is from RefSeq and is a predicted model, not a curated record. Lineage: Eukaryota; Metazoa; Chordata; Chondrichthyes; Myliobatiformes; Myliobatidae. Gene Ontology annotation, cellular component: cytoplasm. Gene Ontology annotation, biological process: protein ubiquitination.
CACAUCUUUGUCAUCGCCACAGCAUCAGUCUCCUCACAGCAGAUUCUCUCCACAUCCCGUGUUCCAUACUAUUAACUGAUUUAAUAGUUGCAUAAAUUUACAUUAAUCACCGAUUUUACGCCUCAUUCUGACUAUCUUCAGUCUUCGAGCUAAACAAAACGAGCUUUUGGAGGAACACCGAGGGUCAGACAGCAUCUGUGGAGAGAAAUGGACAAUCGACAAUUCGGUUCGAGAACCCUCAUCUGGACUGUCUCUACCCGGAAUAUCUUCUGACUAUUUUUCUCCACAAAUGCUGUCUGACCUGCUUAGUUCCUUCCAGAUUCUUGCAUUUACAGUCCCUUCUCUCUCUCUGCUCAGGACUUGUCCCUUCAGUUCUGCCGCAGACUGAACCAAGCUCUUCUCUCCGGCUUUAUCUAUGUGAGACUUGUUUGAUGUGUUUCUGACCCCUGCUGUGGAAAUGAACAUGAAUCCUUCUCACGGGAAAGGAACAUUCAUUCCCGAGACCGCAGCGCCCCUAGAGGACAAUCGCGGUACCGCAGGCGCUCAGCAGCUCCCGAAAGUGAAAGGAUCCUGAACCAGGAAAUACCGGGAGUUAACAUGGCUUCGAAAGAACAGGUCGAGAGUUUAAGCGAGGAGGCAAUUUGUCCCAUUUGCCUGGAUUUCUUCACCGAUCCGGUUAUACUGGAGUGUGGACACAACUUCUGCCGCUCCUGCAUCACACGGUGUUGGGAAAGGGAGGAGAGAAACUCCUGCCCGGAAUGUAGAGAGGAGUUUGCAGACCGCACCCUCAGGGCCAAUCGGGCCUUAGCAAAUCUGUCUGAGAAAGCUCGAAAACUAAACCUGAAUCCGAAAGAGAAGGAAAAUAAACUUCACUGCGAGAAACAUGGGGAAGAACUGAAGCUGUUUUGUGAGACGGACAAGACACUGAUCUGCCUGGUCUGUAGAGAUGCGCGGGAACACAAGUCUCACAACUUCAUGCCGGUUAACGAAGCCGUUGAAAUCUACAAGGGUCGGGUUCAAUCUUCCUUAGACUCUCUCACGAAAAAGAAAUCAGACUUCGAGGAAAUGGAGCAACAACAGAAAGAGAAGAUUUCUGGAGUUCGGGAACAGUCACACAGCCUUCAGUCCCAGAUCACAUCCCAUUUUGUUGAACUGCGCCGGAUUAUCACCGAGAAAGAGCAGCGUGUGCUCCGAGAUCUCAGGGAAGAAGAGGAGAGGAUUCUGAAUCCAAUGGAAAAAAAUCUUCGAGAGAUUCAAGAGAAUUUAAAUUCCAUCCAGGAGGAAAUCUCAAAGUUACAGGAACGGAUGGAUCAACAAGAAAAUAUCACAUUCCUCAUGGAGGAAGCUCAUCGGAAGAGGAGGAUUAGUGAUGAAGAACAGACAUUGUCAGUGACAGAUGGUGCCCUACUGGUUGAAAAAUUCUAUCGCCCCUAUUUGUUCGACAUUGCAUUGGGAGAACCGUUGGACAGCAUUAAGCAAGUCUCUGUCACCCUGGAUGUGGAAACGGCGAGUCCGCGGCUCGAGGUGUCUGAGGAUCGGAAGAGUGUGAGAUACACCGGGACCCGGAGGGAUCUCCCUGACACCGGGAAGAGGUUCACACACUGGGCUUGUGUGCUGGGAUCGGAGGGAUUCACAUCGGGGAGACAUUACUGGGAGGUGGAGGUGACGGGGAAUCGGUGCUGGGAUCUGGGAGUCGCCGCAGAGUCUGUGGAGAGGAAGCGAUGGGUCAGACUGAGUCCGGAGACCGGAUUCUGGAUCAUCGGGCGGGAUGGUGACGUGAUGAAGGUUUACACCUCCCCUGAGUCCCGUCUCCCUGCCGGUCCCAUCCCCGGGAGGGUGGGAGUUUAUCUCAGUUACCAGUCCGGGACAGUUUCAUUUUACAACGCGGAGACCAAGUCCCAUCUCCACACCUUCACUGGGAAUAAAUUCACGGGGAAACUUUAUCCUUUCUUCUGGAUUUGGGAUAAAAACGAGUGUCUGAGAAUCUGCUCCGUUCCGCUCCGGGUCUGUAAACGUGUCGGGUCCUGGGACCGGCGAACAUUCAUUCCCGAGACUGCAGCGCCCCUAGAGGACAAUCGCGGUACCGCAGGCGCUCAGCAGCUCCCCGAAAGUGAAAGGAUCCUGAACCAGGAAGUACCGAGAGUUAACAUGGCUUCGAAAGCACAGGUCGAGAGUUUAACCGAGGAGGUAAUUUGUCCCAUUUGCCUCGAUUUUUUCACCGAUCCGGUUAUACUGGAGUGUGGACACAACUUCUGCCGCUCCUGUAUCACACGGUGUUGGGAAAGGAAGGAGAGAAACUCCUGCCCGGAAUGCAGAGAGGAGAUUGCAGACCGCAGCCUCAGGGUCAAUCGGGCCUUAGCAAAUCUGUCUGAGAAAGCUCGAAAACUAAACCUGAACCCGAAAGAGAAGGAAAGUAAACUUCACUGCGAGAAACAUGAGGAAGAACUGAAGCUGUUUUGUGAGACGGACAAGACACUGAUCUGCCUGAUCUGUGCGACUGCGCGGGAACACAAGUCUCACAACUUCAUACCGGUUAACGAAGCCGUUGAAAUCUACAAGGGUCGGGUUAAAUCUUCCUUAGACUCUCUCACUAAAAAGAAAUCAGACUUCGAAGAAAUGGAGCAACAACAGAAAGAGAAGAUUUCUGGAGUUCGGGAACAGUCACACAGCCUUCAGUCCCAGAUCACAUCCCAUUUUGCUGAACUGCGCCGGGUUCUCACUGAGAAAGAGCAGCGUGCACUCCGAAAUCUCAGGGAGGAAGAGGAGAGGAUUCUGAAUCCAAUGGAGAAAAAUCUUCGAGAGAUUCAAGGGAAUUUAAAUUCUACCCAGGAGGAAAUCUCAAAGUUACAGGAACAGAUGGAUCAACAAGAAAAUAUCACAUUCCUCAUGGAGGAAGCUCGUCGGAAGAGGAGGAUUAGUGAUGGACAACAGACAUUGUCAGUGACAAAUGGUGCCCUACUGGUUGAAAAACUCUAUCACCCCUAUUUGUUUGACAUUGCAUUGGGAGAAGCAUUGGACGGCAUUAAGCGAGUCUCUGUCACCCUGGAUGUGGAAACGGCGAGUCCGCGGCUCGAGGUGUCUGAGGAUCGGAAGAGUGUGAGAGCGACCGGGAGCCGGAGGGAUCUCCCUGACACCGGGAAGAGGUUCACAGUCGGGUUUUGUGUGCUGGGAUCGGAGGGAUUCACAUCGGGGAGACAUUACUGGGAGGUGGAGGUGACGGGGAAUCGGUGCUGGAGUUUGGGAGUCGCCGCAGAGUCUGUGGAGAGGAAGGGAUGGGUCACACUGAGUCCGGAGACCGGAUUCUGGAUCUUAGGGCGGUUUGGUGACGUAAUGAAGGUUCACACCUCCCCUCGAUCACGUCUCCCUGCCGGUCCCAUCCCCGGGAGGGUGGGAGUUUAUCUCCGUUACGAGUCCGGGACAGUUUCAUUUUACAACGCGGAGACCAAGUCCCAUCUCCACACCUUCACUGGGAAUAAAUUCACGGAGAAACUUUAUCCUUUCUUCUGGACUGUAUAUACAAACGAGUGGCUGAGAAUCUGCUCCGUUCCGCUCCGGGUCUGUAAACGGGUCGGGUCCGGGACCGGCGUCAGGAGUAAAUCAGUGUAAAUAUAAAUGUGCAGAGAGUGAAAUAAACACGAUGUGAGAAUUAUCGAUCCAUUAAUUUUAACUCGUUCACCGCAUCCGUCAACGGAACAGAAACACCGUGGAUUCAGCAGCAGCCGCGGGCGGCGGGUCCUGAGCUCCCCGGCUCCCCCGGGUGCUAAAGUCCACCGGGACUGCCCGGGUAACUGGGACAAGUGGUGGUGGUUCUAUGUGGGAGAGGGAGGUCAGGGUGAGCCGGGAUCUCUAGAUUGAAUCAGAUAUUCAUUUUAAGACCAUAAGGUAUAGAAGCAGAGGUAGGCCAUUCGGCCCAUCAAGUCUGCUCCACCAUUCAAUCAUGGACUGAUCCAAUUCUUCCAGUCAUCCCCUUCCCCCUGCCUUCUCCCCAUACCCUUUGAUGCCCUGGCUAAUUAAGAACCUGUCUAUCUCUGCCCUAAACACACCCAAUGACUUGGCCUCCAUAGCCACUCGUAGCAAGAAAUUCCACAGAUUUACCACCCUCUGACUAAAGUAAUUUCUCUGCAUCUCAGUUCUAAAAGGACGUCCUUCAAUCCUGAAGUCAUGCCCUGUUGUCCUAGAGUCCCCUACCAUGGGAAGUAACUUUGCCAAUUCUAAUCUGUUCAGGCCUUUUAACAUUCAGAAUGUUUCUAUGAGAGCCCCCCUCAUUCUCCUGAACUCCAGGGAAUACAGCCCAAGAGCUGCCAGACGUUCCUCAUACAGUAACCCUUUCAUUCCUGGAAUCAUUCUUGUGAAUCUUCUCCGAUUCCUGUCCAAUGUCAAUAUAUCCUUUCUAAGAUGAGAAGCUGCUCACAAUACUCCAAGUGUGGUCUCACGAGUGCCUCAGAGCCUCAACAUCACAUCCCUGCUCUUAUAUUCUCUACCUCUAGAAAUGAAUGUCAACAUUGCAUUUGCCUUCUUCACCACCGACUCAACCUGGAGGUGAACCUUCAGGGUAUCCUGCACAAGGACUCCCAAGUCCCUUUGCAUCUCUGCAUUUUGCAUUCUUUCCUCAUCUAAAUAAUACUCUGCCCGUUUAUUUCUUCCACCAAAGUGCAUGACAGUACGCUUUCCAACAUUAUAGUUAAUUUGCCACUUCUUUGCCCAUUCCCCUGAGCUAUCUAAGUCUCUCUGCUGGCUCUCUGUUUCCACAACACUGCCCACUCCACCACCUAUCUUUGUAUCAUCGGCAAAUUUAGCCACAAAUCCAUUACCCCAUAGUCCAAAUCAUUGACGUACAUUGUAAAAAGCAGUGGUCCCAACUUUGACCCCUGUGGAACUCCACUGGUAACCGGCAGCCAGACAGAAUAGGAUGCCUUUAUCCCCAUUCUCUGUUUUCUGCCAAUCAGCCAAUGCUCCACCCAUGCUAGUCACUUCCCUGUAAUUCCAUGGACUCUUAUCUUGCUAAGUAGGCUCAUGUGCGGCACCUUGUCAAAGGUCUUCUGAAAAUUCAAGUACACCACAUCUACUGCAUCUCCUUUGUCUACCCUGCUUGUAAUUUCCUCAAAAAUUUGCAGUUGGUUUGUCAGGCAGGAUUUUCAGGUGUAACCCGUAUUUUUUAUACAGGUCGUAGCUCCCCCAGUGACCCGGUAGCCCAAAACCCUGCCCGCUACACCAGUCUCUCAGACAUGCAUUAAUAUGCCUGUUCAUGCUAUUCUUGUGCUCGUUAGCACUUGGCACAGGCUGCAAUCCUGAGAUUACUACCCUGGAGAUCCUGCUUUUCAGCUCACUACCCAACUCCCUGAACUCUCUCUUCUAUCAGUGUCAUCAGUACCAACGUGUACCAAGACAUUGGGAGGCACAUGGGAGGCAACACACCAUGUGGGUAUCUCCAUCAGGCUACAGAACCUCCUGUCUGUUCCCCUCACUAUGGAAUCCCCUAUGACUACCACAUUUCUCAUCGUGUUUCCCUUCUGCACCACAGAACCAGGCUCAGUGCCAGAGACCCGAUCGCUGUGGUCAUCCUCUGUUGGGGUCACCCCCUCAACAGCAUCCAAAACAGACCCAGUUCACACUCAGGAAAUGCAGGAAAAACACAGCAGUUCUUCUAGCAUCUGAUUCCAGAAGAAAUGGGAGUGCAGUGUAAUUUCCUCCAGAAGGGGGAUAAAGAAGAAGGCAUGUGCUCGGAGAGGGGAGUGGAGCAUUAGAGAAAUCAAUGCUCAGGUUGGAACUACCCGGAGAGGUACGGUGAAGGCUGGAGAGACGUGGAUAUGAUAUUUUGGAGCCAGAAGUGUGGCAACACAUGCAGGCUGAUCCCAGCACAAUCCUCGGGCAGACUGUGUUGGUCAUUGACGCAAUGGAGAAAUGUAAAUGGUGAAGACCCCUGUGUGUAUUUGUGUGUGGCGGAGACAGAGAGAGAGUCUGAGACUUGCUCCAGGCUCCCCAGGUAGAUGCAGGGAUGAUGUUUCUGGUAACGGGGGUGUCAGGAUGAGGAGACACAGUGAGGGGACGACCAUUCAGAGGUGAAUAAAUGUAUUUACCCAGCUCAUAAUCUAACAGGGCUCUGCACAUUUACACAUCAACUAUGUUGUAACAUUCCUGUGAAUCUUGUCUGCACACAUUUCAGCUGAAUGUCAUCCUUUCUACAGCUCGGUGACCAGAACUGUACCCAGUACUCUGAGUGUGGUCUCACCAAUGUCUUGUACAGCUGUAACAUGACAAACCAUCUCAUGUACUUAAUGCCCUGAUCGAUGAAGGCCAGCAUACCAUACACCUUCUUCACUACGCUGUCUACCUGUGUCUUUACUCUCAGGAAUUAUGUACUUGUUCCCCUGGUUAUUUCUAUUCUGCAACACGUUCCCAUACCCUCCAUUCCCUGCCUGUUCAUUUCAUGUUUAAAUGUCUGUUUGAACUGAAGAAUUUCAGAGUUAUAAACUUUGAUAAUAAAAUGAACCUUUGAA